AUGGGGCUAGGUCUUUUCGGGGUCCGCAAGUACCAGAAGAGUACGGAGCUUCUGAUCCGCAAGCUUCCCUUCCAGCGUCUUGUUCGCGAAAUCGCCCAGGAUUUCAAGACUGAUUUGAGGUUCCAGAGCCACGCGGUGCUCGCACUUCAGGAGGCUGCCGAGGCAUACCUUGUGGGUCUCUUCGAGGACACCAACUUGUGCGCAAUUCAUGCCAAGAGGGUUACUAUAAUGCCCAAGGACAUUCAGCUUGCUAGACGUAUCCGGGGUGAACGCGCAUAAGUCUCCGCGGAGUUGAUCGAUAGUUAAUUUAGGUUAAUUUAAUUACUAUGGUAUGAUUUUGUUUGAAGCCUUCUUUUAUUGUUAUAAUAUGUCCUGAGGGUAGGGCAUUGAUUUAGACAAUUGUUUGGGAUUAUCUUUUGUUCUUAUUACAUGGGGUUGUAAAUUAGCAGAUUUAAGUAAGAAUUGCUUUUUGCUCAUUUGUUUA
Molecule: messenger RNA, 484 nt
Organism: Olea europaea var. sylvestris
Lineage: Eukaryota; Viridiplantae; Streptophyta; Magnoliopsida; Lamiales; Oleaceae
Product: histone H3.3
Exons: 2
Coding region: 1-279 (92 amino acids)
Cellular component (GO): nucleosome
Molecular function (GO): protein heterodimerization activity; DNA binding; structural constituent of chromatin
Source: RefSeq, a predicted model, not a curated record